AUGUACAGCUUCAAUACUCUUCGACUCUACCUUUGGGAGACCAUUGUAUUCUUCAGCCUUGCUGCUUCUAAGGAGGUUGAUGCCGCUCGCUCAGCGCCCAAGUCCAUGUCUCCCUCGGACUUCCUGGAUAAGCUCAUGGGGAGAACCUCUGGAUAUGAUGCCAGGAUCAGGCCCAAUUUUAAAGGUCCCCCGGUGAAUGUGAGCUGCAACAUUUUCAUCAACAGCUUUGGUUCCAUUGCUGAGACAACUAUGGACUACAGAGUCAACAUCUUCCUGCGGCAGCAGUGGAAUGACCCCCGGCUGGCCUACAACGAAUACCCCGACGACUCCCUGGACCUGGACCCGUCCAUGUUGGACUCCAUCUGGAAACCAGACCUGUUCUUCGCCAACGAGAAGGGGGCCCACUUCCACGAGAUCACCACGGACAACAAGCUGCUCCGGAUCUCCCGCAGCGGGAACGUCCUCUACAGCAUCAGAAUCACCCUGACGCUGGCCUGCCCCAUGGACUUGAAGAAUUUCCCCAUGGACGUCCAGACAUGUAUCAUGCAACUGGAAAGCUUUGGCUAUACCAUGAAUGACCUCAUCUUUGAGUGGCAGGAGCAGGGAGCUGUGCAGGUGGCAGAUGGACUAACUCUACCCCAGUUUAUCCUGAAGGAGGAGAAGGACUUGAGAUACUGCACCAAGCAUUACAACACAGGUAAAUUCACCUGCAUUGAGGCUCGGUUCCACCUGGAGCGACAGAUGGGCUACUACCUGAUCCAGAUGUACAUUCCCAGCCUGCUCAUUGUCAUCCUCUCCUGGAUUUCCUUCUGGAUCAACAUGGAUGCUGCCCCAGCCCGUGUGGGCCUGGGCAUCACCACCGUGCUCACCAUGACCACCCAGAGCUCUGGCUCUCGAGCAUCCCUGCCCAAGGUGUCCUAUGUGAAAGCCAUUGACAUUUGGAUGGCGGUGUGCCUGCUCUUCGUGUUCUCCGCCUUGCUUGAGUAUGCUGCUGUCAACUUCGUGUCUCGGCAGCACAAGGAGCUGCUCCGGUUCAGGAGGAAGCGAAGACACCACAAGAGCCCUAUGAUGAAUCUAUUCCAGGAGGAUGAGGCCGGAGAGGGCCGCUUCAACUUCUCUGCCUAUGGGAUGGGCCCCGCCUGUCUACAGGCCAAGGAUGGCAUCUCGGUCAAAGGCGCCAACAACAACAACACCACCAAUCCCGCUCCUGCGCCGUCCAAGUCCCCGGAGGAGAUGCGGAAACUCUUCAUCCAGAGAGCCAAGAAGAUCGACAAGAUAUCGCGCAUCGGCUUCCCCAUGGCCUUCCUCAUCUUCAACAUGUUCUACUGGAUCAUCUACAAGAUCGUCCGCAGGGAGGACGUCCACAACCAGUGA
This is a messenger RNA of Pipistrellus nathusii (Nathusius's pipistrelle), 1374 nucleotides long. The record is from the annotation of a GenBank genome assembly. NCBI's taxonomy places the organism in Eukaryota, Metazoa, Chordata, Mammalia, Chiroptera, Vespertilionidae.